Messenger RNA from Punica granatum (pomegranate), 2732 nucleotides. NCBI's taxonomy places the organism in Eukaryota, Viridiplantae, Streptophyta, Magnoliopsida, Myrtales, Lythraceae. The record is from RefSeq and is a predicted model, not a curated record.
AAGGAUAAGCAAAGGAAGGAAGGAAGAAAAGAAGUUCCUAUGGCAAUGGAAAUAGCAGCCCAUGUACGGGAUGCGACAUCGCUGGUGAUCGGGAACAAGUCGAUGGUGUGCCAACAAGGGCUUUACAUCCCGCACAACAUAUGGCAGAAUGCCAACCCGCUCCGUUCACCGCCGACGCUCCUCCUCUUUCAGAUGAGCGUCAUCUCUGUCAUCUCCCACCUCAUCCACCUCGCCUUGCAGCCUCUUGGACAACUGUCCGUCACGUCUCAACUCUUAGCAGGCCUCCUGUUGGGUCCCUCGUGCAUUGGCCGCACUAAAUUCAUUGGGUCCAACAUAUUCCCCGAGUGGGGCAUCACUGCAAUCGAGACCUUCACGACCUUUGGCGUCAUGUUCUUCAUCUUCGGACUCGGGGUGAAGAUGGAUCCAACCAGCAUGGUGAACCCGGGCAAGAAGGCCGCCAUAAUCGGAACCCUCAUGCUCAUCCCCACACUCACCUUCACGAUCAUCUUUGCAGUCUCUAUUGCACGUCAUAUUCCCAUGCACGCCUCCCUCGUCAAAUCUAUCGGAUACAUCGCCGGGGCCCAGUCUCUCACAGGCUUCCCAGUUGUCUCCUACCUGGUCGCUGAACUGAGAAUCUCGAACACCGACUUGGGACGGUUAGCUCUUUCGUCCUCGAUGUUUUGUGACACGAUCAAUAUCUUUAUAUCGGCAACCGGGACAGCACUGUCCGAGAAUCAGACUGGCGGUGCAGCUUCAGCAGCUCUGGCGCUCUUAGCAGCACUCGCUCUCCUCCUCGCACUAGCUUUUCUCGUAAAGCCGUUAAUCCAAUUGAUGAUAGACAAAACUCCACCGGGGAAGCCAUUGGCAGAGACUUACUUCAUGAUCGUGUGCGUGAUUGUGCUCAUGACCGGGUUCAUAAGCGAGAGCAUCGGGCAACAUUACAUCCUGGGUCCACUCUUUCUUGGGCUGCUCGUCCCCGAUGGACCGCCACUUGGAACAGCAAUAGAAACCAAAGCCGAGGCGCUCGUCUCGGGAUUACUCUACCCCACCUUUGUAUCCAUAAAUGGGUUGCAGGCGGAUAUCUUCAGUGUUGGGUUUGAGUCCUUUUGGAUUAUCGGGAUGGUUGUGGUCCUUGCUUUCCUGGUCAAAUUCGUAGCGGUACUGUUAGGAUCUCUUUUCAUGAAACUGCCGUUCAGGGAAGCUUUCGUUCUCGCACUCAUUGUGAAUUCAAAAGGCGUCAUGGAGCUAGUGCUCUUUGAUAUGUGGAGAAAUUCCGGUCUCCUGACAAAUGAAGCAUUCUCCCUGUGCGUAAUCUCAGUCCUAGUGGUGACGGCAUGCACAACGCCGGUGAUAAAAAUUCUUUAUCAUCCCUCGAGGCAGUACAUAUCAGUCAAGCGAUGUACUAUCCAGCACUCCAAGCACGAUGCGGAGUUUCGCAUCCUGGUUUGUAUCAACAGCCAAGAGAGCGUCCCCACUCUCCUCAACCUUGUGGAGAUUUCUCAUGCGAGCAAGGAGAGCCCAAUCCUCGUUAUGGUGAUGGUGCUGGUGGAGCUUGUGGGCAGGACCACCGCCAUCCUCGUGAGCCACAAGGACCGGUCCCUGAACACAAGCACGUCCUCCUCAGGCCACAUCACAAACGCUUUCAAGAACUAUGGGCAUGAUCAUGAGGGAUUUGUCACGGUGGAGACCUUUACUGCCAUCUCCGACUUCCUUACCAUGCACGACGACAUAUGCCAGGUAGCACUGGAUGAAGGGGCGCACCUUGUCGUGGUCCCGUUCCACAAGCUGUGGUCCAUGGAUGGGAGCAUUGAUAGCGUGAACCCCCACAUCCGGACCAUGAACCUCCACGUCCUUGAGAAAGCCCCAUGCUCCGUUGGGAUCUUGAUUGACCGUGGACCCGUGGAUAACUCGCUCACAGUCCUCAAUAGCCAUAACUCUUAUCACGUGGCCGUCCUAUUCAUCGGAGGUCCAGAUGACGCAGAGUCCUUGGCCUAUGGGUGCAGGAUGGUGAAGCAUGAGAAUGUCAUCCUAACAGUCAUAAGAUUCCUCCUCUUUGGGAACGAGAACACAAAGGACAGGAAGCUCGAUUCGGAGUUUAUCUAUGAGUACCGACACGAGAACAUGGGGAAUGAGCGGUUCGUAUACAUGGAAGAGGUGGUGAGGGAUGGUGUGGGUCUAGCUGCGUUCUUGAGGGGGAUGGUAGACAGCUUCGAUCUGAUAAUAGUCGGGAGGCAUCAUCAGGACUCUCCCAUCUUCAUGGGACUCGACCAGUGGAGCGAGUGCCCCGAGCUUGGCACCGUCUCCGAUAUGCUGGCCUCACCUGAUUUUGAGAGCUCAGCUUCGGUUUUAGUAAUUCAGCAACAGAGAAUAGGAGGGAACUUUGGGAACCAACAACCACUUCACUUACCAGCGGUGGGCAUCCCAUUGCCUACCAAUGAACUACCAAAGGGGGCAUGGGCAAUUUCAAUAGACAAGUACGGUCGGAAUCCGAAGGAAUUCAGUUGAUUCAACCGAUCGAAUCUUAAGUCUUGUCCGUUUUCUAGUAGAUAGAGAUUUGUAUAUAUUUGGCGCUAUUCACUCGAAUUUAAGCUUAGAACUUCGGAAUGAAUGGUUUGUCCAAUAGAUACAAUUCAUAGGUUCAAUUCGACAUAAAUUCAGGGAUGUAAACAAUAAGGAAAUGCAGAUGUUCAUUCCUUUACGUGAAAUACGCAAAAUGUGAAAAAUUUUAUUUC